AUGGCAGACCGACGGAGAAUUAGGCUGACGUUUGGUGGUCGGGGUGGCGGCGUUAGCGGCAGCGAGCCGAUUGAGGGUUCUGGUCCUCGUCAUGCAAGAUCAAGACGUUUGAAUGCGUAUGUUAGGAGGGAGUUAGGUGGUGCAGGACCUUCACAUGCACCGUUUCAGCAUGAGCAGCAGUAUGGGACUGCUGGUGCUUGGUCGGGGGAGCACCAGUCACAGGGGAGCGCCCCCAUGUAUUCGUCUACUGGAGUGCCUUCAUCAUAUGAGGAUGAGGAUGAAGAUCGAGGAAGUCAAUCUGCUAGAGAUGCACAGUACGACCCUCAGGAUUACCGUACUGUGUAUAGGGGUGACCAUGGGAGAUAUGUUAGCAGUAGUGAACCAGGUCAAGAUUCUACCAGCUCGUUAGAGUCAUGGGUGGUGCAGGAGCCGAUGUCAGGUGGGCCUGAGGAUGGUACCGUUAUUCCGAGUUUUGGGGGUCACGUGUCUGCCUACAUAUGGGGUGGGCAGGAGCGAAACAUGCUGCGGUGUUUGAGCAGGACACAUUUGUGUUCUGAAUUGGGUAACUGGCGCGCUCGUCUUCCGUCGGAGCACCUGGAACCGAUUGAUGGCACUGGUCUAUCUCAUUUACCCGGGAUCAUGUUCCGGCGAUUUGACUGGCCCUUAAUUUUUGCUUUUGUUGAGAGAUGGCAGCCAGACACGAACACGUUUCACAUGCCUUUUGGGGAGAUCACGAUCAUGCUGCAUGAUGUGUAUCAUAUUCUAGGGCUUCGUGUCGACGGUUCCAUGGUUUCCACUACUCCUAGCACAGACGUUUUACAGGACGCGUGCUCGGUUACCUUGGAUAUGACUGAGGAAGAGCUGAAUGAGAAGUGCGGUACCAAAACCGUAUGGCAGGGUAGUGGGGUCCUGACUGAGAGGAUAGUGGAGUCGACCUUGGAGGCGCAAAGGCCCUUCAGUUUCCAUUACAGGGCGACCCUGUGGUUAGUACUCGGCGGUUGUUUGUUUUUGGACAAGAGUGGAAACCGUACUCAUCCUUCCUUCCUUAACGAGCUGUUUGUUGAGGAUGUUCAGAGUAGUGAGUACUCCUGGGGUUCUGCUGUGCUAGCAUACAUGUACCGGCGUGGAUCUACGAGUACUUUCCGUGUUUCCGGCCUCAGCAGGGGACCUUGA
This is a messenger RNA of Chenopodium quinoa (quinoa), 1173 nucleotides long. Its product is annotated as protein MAIN-LIKE 1-like. Gene Ontology annotation, biological process: meristem development; meristem maintenance. The record is from RefSeq and is a predicted model, not a curated record. The transcript has 3 exons. Bases 1 to 1173 code for a protein of 390 amino acids. NCBI's taxonomy places the organism in Eukaryota, Viridiplantae, Streptophyta, Magnoliopsida, Caryophyllales, Amaranthaceae.